ACGGAUAGGCAAAUAACGUUUGCUAGUUGGAUUUGACCACACUAGACGGAUAAUUGUUUUUCCUGUGGAUAUUCUGUUUCGCUAGCUUUAAAAGGUGCAGGAAGGCUCGGCUGAUGGACAGUGAAGUUCAGAGGGAUGGCAGAGUCCUGGAUCUGACUGAUGAUGCCUGGAGGGAAGAUCGGCUGCCCUACGAAGAUGUGACGAUUCCUUUGAGUGAACUUCCAGAAGCCGAGCAGGAUAAUGGAGGAUCCACCGAGUCUGUUAAAGAGCAAGAGAUGAAGUGGUCUGACUUGGCUCUGCAAAGUUUACAUGAAAAUACUCCCAGUACUGGGACAUAAAUGAUUAGGUGUAAUUUUAUAUUAUUAGGUUGGAUGGACGUUGCUGAGUUGGUUUGUGUGUCUCACUGUUCGUUUAUUUUGUGUUUCAAAUUAAACUUGGGUAUGUAAAUAUCAA
This is a messenger RNA of Clarias gariepinus (North African catfish), 453 nucleotides long. It is a transcript of the gene anapc13, whose product is annotated as anaphase promoting complex subunit 13. Gene Ontology annotation, biological process: protein K11-linked ubiquitination. Gene Ontology annotation, cellular component: anaphase-promoting complex. The transcript is spliced from 3 exons. Bases 114 to 338 code for a protein of 74 amino acids. The record is from RefSeq and is a predicted model, not a curated record. NCBI's taxonomy places the organism in Eukaryota, Metazoa, Chordata, Actinopteri, Siluriformes, Clariidae.